UGCAUGUUUGAUUAUCAGCAUAGGGGCAAAAAAGUGGCACGCAAAAAUAAAGCACGAGGGAUGAGAGAGGCGGAUGAUGGGAGAGUGGGUGAUCAAGAUACCUUUCAGUAAAUCACAGCUAAAUUAGCGCGCGGGCUCUUGGGAGGAGAUAUCAAAGAGGGAGAGAGAGGGGGGAGAGAGAGAGACAGAGAGAGAGACGGAGAAGAGAAAGAAAGACAGGGGGCUGAAACGCAAGGACACCAAACGCGAAGACAACAGGACGCAUUUUAUCCUAAACCUAGAGGAGCCCACACAAACACCGGCAUACUACACAGCAGACUGGAGAAAUGGGCGUCACCAAAAACGUGCCCAAAACGUUGCCAUUGGUUCUUGCUUAUGUCUUGGCUACGCUGAUUGGUUGGUCGUGCAGCCAGGAGGGGGCUUGUAUGCAGGACGGGAAGCACAAAGCCUCUCCUGGACCGGAACCGUACCUGAAAGAAUGCAGGCUUUAUACAGAGAAUGCCUGCUGUUCAGAAAAUGACAUUCAGGAGAUUGCAGUAUCCCCUGUGUCCAGAGUGGGUGACAUUUUCUGGGAUAGGUGUGGAGCCCUCAGUGCCAGCUGCGAGGCAUUCCAUAAGCGAGUUGCUUGUUUCACUCACUGCUCUCCGGACGCUGUGCGUUGGCCACACCCACACAGGCCCGCUUCUGUCCAGGCUGUGCCACUCUGCCGCAGCUUCUGCAGGGACUGGUUUGAGGCUUGCAAAGCAGAUCUGACAUGCGCUCACAACUGGGUGAGCGACUGGAAAUGGAGCCCCCAGGGAAACAACUGCACUGGGAAGUGUGUGACCUACCAGCAGAUGUACCAGGAUGAACGAGACCUGUGUGAGAAUCUCUGGGGAGACUCCUUUGGGACGGUGGAGGAUGAGGGGGGAGAGAAGGGAGAGGUGAGCGAGGGCCGCUCCUGUGGCUGCCUGACCCUCAGCCCCUCUGACAGGGAGGUGAUCGCUGCCCUCCGCGCCCAGGAGGAAGACCCGGACGAGCUGGACACUACCAAGGCCGGCCUGCCACAGUACCGGGCACCCUGCCGCACACAGAGCCCGCCACAGGGCGCCACGGCGCCGCCACCGCAGGCCCGGACCAACAACGACAACAGCGUCAUGCGCAAACGCUCUCUCUUUGUGGAAGACGUGGAAGGCAGCGGUAGUGGGUUCUAGAACAUUCUCGUGGGCGUGAAGGACAUUAACAGAAUCUGUUGUGUAACCCCAAAAAAAGGUACCCUAAAAUCUCUCUGCUAAACCCUCUGCCGUAGCACUUCAGGGUUUCAAAAAUCUAAAUCUGUUUCUGGGGCAUGGUGUUCGUCAAGGGCUUUAUGUUGUGAAUGUGCACUUUGCACUGUGUUGUUAGAUCUUACGGAAAACCUUGUUGUAACAGCAAUCAAUAUGCAUGACUGCAUGACAUCUGCUUUCAAAGCUGUGUGCUCAUAUAGGAGGCGUAACCAUUUGUAAUCACCUUGUCAUGUUUAUAACACCAUAGUCCUUUUUGAUCUACUCUGUGGUAGGAGGGGAAAUGCAUACCAAAACAUGGCCCUGAAAGAGCACUUCUUUUUCCUUUAUUCAGAAAAAUAUGCGACAAAAAUGCACUGUUUGCGUAGAUUUCUCAGAUUGGCAGCAUAUGAUUUUUAUAUCACCUGUUCAAUAUAUUUCCAGCCAUAUGUACAAACACAUACUGUAUCUAUAUACAUAAAAACAUCAGCUGAAUGAUAAGAAUGGGCCAUUCUGCUCAGCUAAGCUCAUCAUGUGCUCACACCAGCUUCAAAGCUAUAAUUUCCUGAAGUGGACCAAUGUGUUGGUGUUGAGACCUGACAGUUGUAGGAGAAAAAAAAAAAAACAUGGAGAUACUGCACCCCAGUUCCUCUAUCUCCAAGUCAGCCUGUUUAAACAGCCCUUCCCCAUAAAGAUGUAACACACACCCUGCUUGGCAAACUGUAUACUUUCACUGAUCAAGGAAUAACAUUUACUCUGCCUGCAGUUAACCCACAACUUAAUUAACUCGUCCGAAUAUCAGUAUAAUCAUUUCUCUCUCAUAAGCAUUGGUAAAACAGGGAGGUAUUCAUGCAAGAGAAGCACUGAUGGCGCGUAGCACCAAUCUCAAGAACAGGGUUAUAUGAUUCAGAAUGCAGUACAACAGAGCAACCUCCAGGAGAAGGUUGUUUUGAAUACAUGGGGGUGAGGCUGUUAACACGACGGCACAAUUUUUACAUUUUAAAUAAAGAUCUCUCGUCAUUGCCAGGAUGACAGCAGGCCCCAGGUGUCGGUGGCUUUUAUUUGCAUUCUUGUUUAAAUAAAGGGAAGACAUCUAUGGCUCACUGAGGCUCAGUCAUAUCCUAUUCAAACAGAGGCCAAGCUGGAGAGUUCAGACAGAUCGCACCGGUCGGAGGACAAGAAAUCAACAGAAAGCUGGGAGGAGGCUAUAAUGAAAGCAGGAAGGCUUCACAUGGAAAGAGUUUGGAUCAUUUGGGAAUAAAAUGAGUACAC
Messenger RNA from Megalops cyprinoides (Indo-Pacific tarpon), 2513 nucleotides. It is a transcript of the gene rtbdn, whose product is annotated as retbindin. NCBI's taxonomy places the organism in Eukaryota, Metazoa, Chordata, Actinopteri, Elopiformes, Megalopidae. The transcript has 6 exons. Gene Ontology annotation, molecular function: riboflavin binding; signaling receptor activity; riboflavin transmembrane transporter activity. Gene Ontology annotation, cellular component: external side of plasma membrane. Bases 327 to 1193 code for a protein of 288 amino acids. The record is from RefSeq and is a predicted model, not a curated record.